UCCGCAGCCUCCGCAGCCUCCGCUCCCGCCACCUUCUGCCGCAGCCGCCGCCGCCCUCGGCGAGACCUCCAGACUGACUCCGGGUGCUGAAUAAAGAUGGCGGAAGCUCACCAAGCCGUAGCAUUCCAGUUCACAGUCACUCCUGAUGGGAUUGACCUGCGCCUGAGUCAUGAAGCUCUGAAACAGAUUUACCUCUCAGGCCUCCACUCGUGGAAGAAGAAGUUCAUCCGAUUCAAGAAUGGAAUCAUCACGGGUGUGUAUCCUGCGAGCCCAUCCAGCUGGCUUAUUGUGGUGGUGGGGGUGAUGUCCACCAUGUAUGCCAGAGUCGAUCCUUCGUUAGGAAUAAUAGCCAAGAUCAAUCAAACUCUUGGGACAACGGGCUCCAUGUCCAACCAGACCAAGAAUGUUGUCAGCGGCAUCCUCUUUGGCACAGGGCUCUGGAUCGCCCUCAUCAUAGCCAUGCGGUACUCCCUAAAGAUGCUGCUCUCCUACCACGGCUGGAUGUUUGCCGAGUACGGCAAAAUGAGCCAAGCAACUAAAGUGUGGAUGACAAUGGUGAAGAUUUUCUCAGGUCGGAAACCAAUGCUGUACAGUUUCCAGACGUCCCUGCCCCGCCUGCCUGUGCCAGCUGUCAAAGACACUGUCAACAGGUAUCUGGAAUCAGUUGAGCCACUUCUGAAGAAAGAAGAUUUUACAAGAAUGAAGGGUCUUGCUGAAGACUUUUCCAUUAAUCUCGGACCACGACUGCAGUGGUAUCUGAAGCUGAAAUCGUGGUGGGCCACUAACUACGUAAGCGACUGGUGGGAAGAGUACAUCUACCUUAGGGGACGAGGCCCCAUCAUGGUGAAUAGCAAUUAUUAUGCCAUGGAUUUAUUAUACGUCAUACCAACUCACAUCCAGGCAGCAAGGGCAGGCAACGCUAUCCACUCCAUCCUGCUGUACCGGAGGAAACUGGAUCGGGAAGAAAUCAAACCGAUUUUUCUGCUGGGUUCCACUGUGCCCCUCUGCUCAGCCCAGUGGGAGCGGAUGUUUAAUACUUCUCGGAUCCCAGGAGAGGAGACAGAUACCAUCCAGCACAUAAAGGACAGCAAGCACAUUGUGGUGUACCACCUGGGGCGCUACUUCAAAAUCUGGCUCUACCAUGACGGCAGGUUGCUGAAACCUCGGGAAAUCGAGCAGCAGAUCCAGAGGAUUCUCGAUGACCCUUCGGAGCCUCAGGCCGGGGAGGAGAAGCUGGCUGCUCUCACGGCUGGGGAAAGGGUGCCAUGGGCCAAGGCUCGCCAGACCUAUUUUUCCCGUGGAAAGAACAAGCAAUCUUUGGAUGCCAUCGAGAAAGCGGCAUUCGUUGUGACGCUGGAUGACACCGAGCAGGGCUAUAACAAGAAGGACCCCAUCACCUCCAUGGACAGUUACGCCAAGUCUCUGCUCCAUGGCAAGUGUUAUGACAGGUGGUUUGACAAAACGUUCACGUUCAUUGUCUUCAAGAAUGGCAAAAUGGGCCUGAAUGCAGAGCACGCUUGGGCAGAUGCGCCGAUUGUAGGCCAUCUGUGGGAGUAUGUGAUGUCCACAGACUGCUUCCAGCUGGGCUACACAGAAGAUGGUCACUGCAGGGGAGACACCAAUCCCAACAUUCCGUGCCCCACAAGGCUUCAGUGGGAAAUCCCAGAAGAAUGUCAAGAUAUCAUCGAGAAAUCGCUGAGCCUCGCCUGCACCCUGGCCAAUGAUGUGGAUUUUCACUCCUUUCCAUUUGACACCUUUGGUAAAGGGUUAAUCAAGAAAAGUAGGACCAGUCCAGAUGCCUUCAUGCAGCUGGCUCUGCAGCUGGCCCAUUAUAAGGACAAGGGCAAAUUUUGCUUAACGUAUGAAGCUUCCAUGACCCGCCUUUUCCGAGAAGGACGAACAGAGACUGUCCGUUCCUGUUCUAUGGAGUCUUGCAACUUUGUGCUUACCAUGGUGGACCCCAUGCAGACGGUUGAAAAAAAGCUCAAAUUAUUCAAAAUUGCAGCUGAUAGACACCAACACUUGUAUCGUCUUGCCAUGACUGGUGCUGGCAUUGACCGCCAUCUUUUUUGCCUUUAUGUGGUCUCCAAAUAUCUAGCUGUUGAUUCUCCUUUCCUGAAAGAAGUUUUAUCUGAUCCAUGGAGAUUGUCAACUAGCCAGACACCUCAACAACAGAUAGAACUCUUUGAUCUGGAAAGGAAUCCAGAAUACGUGUCCAGUGGAGGUGGCUUUGGACCGGUUGCUGAUGACGGUUAUGGGGUGUCCUAUAUUAUAGUCGGGGAGAACCUCAUCAAUUUCCAUGUGUCCUCCAAGUUCUCCAGCCCCGAGACUGAUUCUCAUCGGUUUGGAGCUCACCUGAGGCAAGCCAUGAUCGACAUCAUCACCUUGUUUGGAUUCCAUUCCAACGCCAAAAAGUAAUUCCAGUUACGCCCAUUGUGGAGGAAAUGGGACUCUUCUGAAAAACCAAAUAAGACUGGACAUUGCAUUCCUUUUGUAGUCAAGGGUCAGAAGAUGCUCUUUUCCAGAGAUGGUUUUGUCCUUAGGUUUUUGUUUUCUUUUGUUUUCUUUUGUUUUUUAGACAGAGAGGGAGAGAAAGUAUAUUAUACGAAGAAGUAUAAUUUUGCUACUUCUAGGUAUGUCCUAAUGAUGUGAAUGCUUGAUUUCCCCUACUAAAGUCUUUGUCUUGUUUAAAUUUCAAUAAGUGAAGGGAUUGAAGUAUUGUCCAAUUAAUGUAAGUAGAGGAAUUUUGAUGUAAUAUAUGUGUUGGGAGCAGAAAUAGCAUGUUUCCUCAAUUGUGACUAUAUAUCUGGUACUUACGGGCAUUUAACUCCUAUUAUCAGAACAGAUAUAUAUGCAUUACAUAUUUUUAAAAUUGUUUAAAUUGGAAGUGUAACCAAUGGACAUAGCCAUGUCAUGCACUAAUUAAGAAUGGGGCAGCUGUUUGGAACAAGCUUUUGCCAUGAUGGAGAGCUCGGUUACUUAUACUGCGUAAGAGAAUAACCACCCCCUGUGUUUGCUUCUCUAGUUUUAUUGAUGUGGGAAUAAACCUUGAGUGUAUUUAUAACCCCAGUGCCUUAAAAAUACAAGGCCCUAAACACAAGAAAAAUCUUACACAGAUUGUAUUAUAAUUAUGAAGUCUAUUGCUGAAUUGUGGGAUUACGAAUUCCAUUCUCUUAUCUUUUUUUUUUUCCACUUGGGUUCAGUCCUGGAAUGAACUUGUGAGCAGAGUAUGAAACACAGGCAGGCAUAUGUGUCUGGCUUUCCCCUCACACAGAGUCCAGCUUUCGUGUGUGUGUGUGUGUGUGUGUGUGUGUGUGAGAGAGAGAGAGAGAGAGAGAGAGAGAGAGAGAGAGAGAG
Messenger RNA from Vombatus ursinus (common wombat), 3357 nucleotides. RefSeq names its product carnitine palmitoyltransferase 1A (gene CPT1A). The record is from RefSeq and is a predicted model, not a curated record. The transcript has 19 exons. NCBI's taxonomy places the organism in Eukaryota, Metazoa, Chordata, Mammalia, Diprotodontia, Vombatidae. Gene Ontology annotation, molecular function: carnitine O-palmitoyltransferase activity. Gene Ontology annotation, biological process: carnitine metabolic process; fatty acid metabolic process. Gene Ontology annotation, cellular component: mitochondrion. The coding region runs from base 97 to 2418 and encodes 773 amino acids.